Physella acuta is the source of this 2701-nucleotide messenger RNA. Its product is annotated as LDL receptor repeat-containing protein egg-1-like. The record is from RefSeq and is a predicted model, not a curated record. Gene Ontology annotation, cellular component: plasma membrane; signaling receptor complex. Lineage: Eukaryota; Metazoa; Mollusca; Gastropoda; Physidae. Gene Ontology annotation, molecular function: protein binding.
UUAGGGUCUCAGUGAUCAAGUUGCAACACAGGGCGCAAGUCUACGAAUCUACUAUACUAGUCUGCUGUAUGAGAAAGUUAAAAAAAAAGUUAAAUAUCUAAAAACAAAAACAAAAUGUUUGAUUGGAAGUACUGCACAGCAUUCAUUGUCUUGCUGCUUGCUGUCGUAGACUGCGUGAACGACGUGAAAUACCAAUAUGACGAGGAUAGAAUCUACAAGAGACCAAACACGUGUGAAUCUAGCUCUGUAAAAUGCCGAUCUUGCAUACCACAAAACAAAAUAUGUGAUGGCACUAUUGACUGUUCUGAUAAAUCUGAUGAAAUUAAUUGUACCAGUUGUAAUGGGAGCAGCUUCAACUGUGGAAAUGGACAAUGCGUCCCUUCGAAAACUAGAUGUAACGGCUUUUUAAACUGUUCUAACGGAGAGGAUGAAAAGAAUUGUAAGAAGUGUAAAAAUUCUUUCCACUGCGAUGACCAUGAAUGCAUCUCAAAAGAUUUGAUCUGCAAUGGGAACAAUGAUUGUAAAGAUGGAUCCGACGAACGGAUAUGUAAUCGUUGUUCUGAAGGCAAUUUCAAAUGCGACUCAAUUAUGUGCUUUAGACCUCCCGUGAGAUGUGAUGGCAAUCUUGAUUGUACUGACCAGUCAGAUGAAUUCCAUUGCUCUAGUUGCAAAGAAGGCGGUUUCAAAUGUAAUGAUCCCAUGUGCAUCAAUAAAAAUCAAAGAUGUAACGGAAAAAAAGAAUGUCCGGAAUACGAGGAUGAAGUAAACUGCACAAGUUGUAAUGAAGGUGGAUUCUAUUGCGGAGAUGGGAAUUGUAUAUCAGAAAAUCAGAGAUGUGACGGCUCUCCUGACUGUAACGAUACAUCCGACGAACGGAAUUGUCCCAGAUGUAAAGGUGAAGAUUUCUUCUGUGGUUACGGUCUUUGCAUCGAACGUCCUUUGAGAUGUAAUGGCGCCAAGGACUGCUUUGAUGGACGUGAUGAAAUAAAUUGUAUGAAGUGUAAAAAUUCUUUCUUAUGUGAUGACGAUGAAUGCAUCUCAAAAGAUUUGAUCUGCAAUGGGAACAAUGAAUGUAAAGAUGGAUCCGACGAACGGAUGUGUAAACGUUGUUCUGAAGGCAAUUUCAAAUGCGACUUAAGGAUGUGCUAUAGACCUCCCAUGAGAUGUGAUGGCACUCUUGAUUGUACUGACCAUUCGGAUGAACACAACUGCUCUAGUUGCAAAGGAGGCGCUUUCAAAUGUUUUAGUAAUGAUAGUAAAUGCUUCAAUAAAAACAAAAAAUGUAACGGAAAAAGAGAAUGUUUGGAUUACAAGGAUGAAGCAAACUGCACAAGUUGUAAUGAAGGCGGUUUUUAUUGCGGAGAUGGGAAUUGUAUCUCAGAAAAUCAGAGAUGUGACGGCUCUCCUGACUGUGAAGAUAGAUCCGACGAACGGAAUUGUUCCAGAUGUAGCGGUAAAGCUUUCUUCUGUGGUGACGGUAAUUGCAUCGAAGUUUCUUUGAGAUGUAAUGGCAUAAAGAACUGUGCUGAUGGACGUGAUGAAAAAAAUUGUGAGACAUGUAAAGGUGAUUCUUUCGGCUGUGAUGGUUUUUGCAUAAACAAAAAACGUUUAUGUAACGGAAAAAACGAGUGUCGUGACGGAUUCGAUGAACAUAAUUGUACCAGAUGUAGAGAUAAAUCUUUCUCCUGUGGUAACGGUCAAUGCAUCCAACGUCAUUUGAGAUGUAAUGGCUUCAAGGAGUGCUCUGACGGACGUGACGAAAUAAAUUGUACCAGAUGUAAUGGUAAAGCUUUCUUCUGUGGCGACGGUCUUUGCAUCCAUCGUCCAUUUAGAUGUAAUGGCAUCCAGGAGUGCCCUGAUGGACGUGAUGAAAAAAAAUGUGAAAGUUGCAACGGUAACGCUUUUCACUGUGGAAGUAAACCUCGUUGUAUUAUUCAAAGUAAAAAAUGUGACGGCAAAGAUGACUGUGAAAACAACCAAGAUGAAAGCUACUGUCAAAGUUGCAACGAUAACGCUUUUCACUGUGGAAGUAACCAUCGUUGUAUUAUUCAAAGUAAAAAAUGUGACGGCAAUGAUGACUGUAAAAACAACCAAGAUGAAAGCUACUGUCCAGGUAAACCGGCCAUUUGCCUAUGGAAGGUGUGCCCCUUACCCGACUGGUUAGUAGAUGGAUGAACCGGGGUGGCAGAGCCACACAGCGUUGUGUCGCGUGACUACAGAGCCACAUCUUCACAUUCUAUGUGUAUUAAUGUAUAUCAUAUCGUAACAUUCUUUGUGUAUUUAUGUAUAUCACAUCUUCACAUUCUAUGUGAUAGACAAGAGGAAAAAAGUACACUAAAAGUGGUCAGAUCUGUUUUUACGAUGCGCGAACAAUUUUAUUUUAAAAUAUCAUUUUAAUGAAGCCAAUUCACAAAAGUUAUACAGUAAUCAUAUUUCCGUUUGUUUAUAGCAUGCUUUUCUUUUUCUUUAUGGUUUUUUUUUCGUUUGUUUUAAUCAGUUUGUCUAAGUAUUUUAUUUUUGCUAAUCUGGUGGUAUUGUUUGUUCCCCAAUGUGAGUAAUACGUACCGUUUUAUAAUUGUAUUUUUAAAAUUAUUGAAUCAUACUUUUCAAAAAUUAAAUAUUAAAAACAUUCCUUCUUUUUCCAAUUGAAAAUAAAGAUGGCUUCAACAUAAAAAUAAUCAGUUUCGUCUUGAAAUUUAAU